Molecule: messenger RNA, 534 nt
Organism: Akanthomyces muscarius
Lineage: Eukaryota; Fungi; Ascomycota; Sordariomycetes; Hypocreales; Cordycipitaceae
Exons: 2
Coding region: 1-534 (177 amino acids)
Source: RefSeq, a predicted model, not a curated record
AUGGAUAGUCUUCCCACCAACCCGUACGGUGCGAGAGGAGACUGCGGAGGUUUCCUCCUCCCAAAAGAAUGCGGCGAUCCAUAUUGGGAUUUUGGAGGCGAUGUUUGGAACCGGCUCGAGGCUCCUGUGAAGUACAUGACUGGUGCAACCACCCUCGUGGACGGGUGGGAGUAUGCCAGGGACAAAGAUGCGGAGAAAAUUGACCCUGUGCCAAGUGACGGCCCCUUGAUGUGGAAAUCUAUCACGGAAGAGUUUGUUGCCGUUGUCACCAUGUUUGGAAUGUACAAGAGCGUCAUCUCUUCCGACACUGUUGAGCCAGGCUUCGCCAGACUGAGCUGUGUGCGUCCUGAGCCUCACGUUCAAGGUAAAGGGAAGGAAGGACAAGUACCAGGCGAUGAAAAGGGCGGUGGAGAGAACGAUGAGAAAGGCGAUGAAAAAAGCGAUCAAAAGGGUGAUCAAAAGGGCAACGGAGCUGGUACUGUUUCCGCGGCAUCCAUGUUUAUCGUCGCCGUUGUAUUUGUGCUCCUGCUGUAA